GAUUCCUGUUUCCAUGAAGGAGACAGGGGAUUCGACAAACCCACAACACCUUAAAGAAGGAGACUUACUCUAGUUCAGCCAUGAGGCUUCUCUUUGGGCUGCAGCUCCUCCUCUUAACUGGCUGUGUUGCCUCGCGGUCGAGAGAGUGGGCUCAUCAUGGCGCACCUAUGUUUGCUGAUCUCACGGUACGUGAGAUGAAAGCCGUCCGGGCCUACUUACACGCCAUCCCAGAGAUGGGGCUCACUGAUGCUCGCAGCAAAGCUUUGCAGAAAAACAGCAUCCUGCUGAUGGAGCUUCAUCUGCCAAAGAAGCAAGAAGCCCUGAGAGCGCUGGACCGCGGACAGGCCAAACCCUCUCGCCAAGCUCGUGUGAUCAUCCAGUUUGGAGACCAGGCCAACCCCAACAUGACUGAGUACAUUGUGGGUCCUCUCCCAUUGCCCAAGUCUCAUGAAGUCAAGACAUUCAAGGGGGGAAAGCCUGUCCAGUUUGAUUCAAGGCCCAUCACUCUUGCAGAGUAUUACCAUGUGAAUAACAUCCUGCAGAAGAUCACUACCAAAGCUCACAAGCUCCUGCUUGAGACCACAGGAGGGUUUUCCUUCUCUAACUGCACGGACCGCUGCCUGACGUUCUCAGACAUCGCUCCCCGGGGUUUGGGUCCGGGCGAGCGGAGAACCUGGAUUAUGCUGCAAAAGUUUGUGGAGGGUUAUUUUAUUCACCCAGUUGGAUUUGAGGUACUGGUCAACCACCAGAGCCUGGACCCAGACAAGUGGACCGUUGAGAAGGUCUGGUAUAACAGCAUGUAUUUUGACAGUGUUGAGGAACUGGUGGAUAAGUAUGAAUCAGGGGACGUGGACAAGGUGAAACUGCCUGAUCACAAUGAAGAGGACCUUUACUCCACCUACGUACCACGCGGUCAAAGCAACACUCCCACUAAUGUCCACGGGCCUAAGCUUGUGGAGCCCCAGGGACACCGCUAUCACGUCGACCACAACUUUGUGGAGUACGCUGGGUGGUCCUUUGCCUACAGAGUGCGGUCGUCGGCUGGGCUCCAAGUCUUUGAUCUACGCUUCAAUGGAGAAAGGAUUGCCUACGAGAUCAGCCUCCAAGAAGCUAUUGCCUUCUACGCCGGUGACACUCCUGCGGGCAUGCAAACAAAGUACAUCGAUGCAGGGUGGGCGAUGGGGACCUCCACCUUUGAACUGGCUCCCGGUAUUGACUGUCCAGAAAUUGCCACGUUUGUCGACCUUCACCACUACUAUGACACAGAUAAACCUGUGCACCACAAAAAUGCCCUCUGUAUCUUCGAGAUGACCACCGGUGUGCCUCUGAGGAGGCAUUUCAAUUCCAAUUUCCAGGGAGGUUACAACUUCUAUGGGGGGCUGGACAGUACGGUGUUGGUGUUGCGGACAACCUCAACAGUUUACAACUACGAUUAUAUCUGGGACUUCCUCUUCUACCUUAAUGGAGUGGUUGAGGUCAAGGUCAGCGCUACCGGGUACAUCCACGCCACCUUCUUCACACAGAAUGGGCUUCACUAUGGCACCAAAGUGUACGACUACGCACUGGGAAACUUGCACACGCACCUCGUCCAUUACAAGGUGGACCUGGACGUCGGCGGUCGAGAGAACAGCGUCGAGACGAUCGAUCUGAAAUAUGUCAACUUCACCAACCCGUGGAGUCCAAAACAUUUCAUCGUGCAGUCCCAGCUCCACAGGACAGAGCUCAAGACGGAGCGAUCGGCCGCUUUCCGCUUCGGCAAAAAGUUCCCCCGUUACGUGCACUUUUACAACCCUAAUCAGAAAAAUAAAUGGGGUCAGAAGAAAGGCUAUCGCAUCCAGUUUAACUCACACGCGAACAGUGUUCUGCCAAAAGGCUGGCGGGAGGAAAAUGGCAUCAGUUGGUCAAGGUAUCCUCUGGCUGUGACUCGACACAAGGACAGUGAAGCCACCAGCAGCAGCAUCUACACCCAGAACGACCCCUGGGAACCUGCCGUGUCAUUUGAGGACUACAUCCGCAACAAUGAAGACAUAGUCGACCAGGACCUGGUAGCCUGGGUGACGGUGGGCUUCCUACAUGUGCCCCAUUCAGAAGACGUUCCCAACACGGCAACGCCCGGCAAUGCCGUGGGCUUCUUCCUCCGGCCCUUCAACUUCUUCGAUGAAGAUCCUUCUCUGUCGUCCAGAAGCACCGUUAUUGUCCGACCGGGCCAGGACGGCAAGCCCCAGAUCCAGAGAUGGACGCCAGAGGUCGUAGGUCACUGUGUGACGGACAAGCCAUUCUUUUACAAUGGCACUUAUGCAGGAGUCUAGAAAAGAUUUUAAAUAUAUUGUUCUAAAUAUAUAUAUAUAUAUAUAUAUAUAUAUAUAUAUAUAUAUAUAUAUAUAUAUACAUACAUAGACAGAGCCUUCUCCAUAGCUGCCCCGACAAUCUGGAACUCUCUCCCCGCUCACAUUCGCAAUUGCACAGACUUACCCACCUUCAAAUCUCAUCUCAAAACCCUUUAUCUUAUCUUUUAUCUCUUAUCUUUUUUAUCCUGUAGUUUUUAAUUUUAAUUUUCUUGAUCUCAAAGUUUUAUCUUUGUGUCUGUGAAGCGUCUUUGAGAUCUUUUAAAAGUGCUCUAUAAAUAAAAUGGAUUAUUAUUAUUAUUAUUAUAUAUAUAUGUCCUUGUAAUGAAAAGAAGAUUUGAAGAU
Cololabis saira (Pacific saury) is the source of this 2690-nucleotide messenger RNA. It is a transcript of the gene aoc1, whose product is annotated as amine oxidase copper containing 1. Gene Ontology annotation, biological process: amine metabolic process; response to antibiotic. Lineage: Eukaryota; Metazoa; Chordata; Actinopteri; Beloniformes; Belonidae. Gene Ontology annotation, molecular function: copper ion binding; quinone binding; diamine oxidase activity. The record is from RefSeq and is a predicted model, not a curated record. The transcript is spliced from 5 exons. The coding region runs from base 81 to 2309 and encodes 742 amino acids. Gene Ontology annotation, cellular component: plasma membrane.